Molecule: messenger RNA, 1368 nt
Organism: Cladocopium goreaui
Lineage: Eukaryota; Dinophyceae; Suessiales; Symbiodiniaceae
Source: the annotation of a GenBank genome assembly
AUGGCGCUCCAAAGCACCAGAGGCAGGACCAAAUCAUUGGUCCUGGCUCUUCAGCCGCCAGCGGCCACGGAGUUGCGGCCACCGAAUCGAGAACUGGGCGUGGCCAACACCAGGGAAGUCCUGAGAAAGUUGCGCAAAGAAGAGAGCCUCUUCACUGAGCUCACCAUGUCAGAGAUGGAGGAAUUAGCCGACUUGUGCUCGCCACUCUCCUUUCAGCGAGGGGAGGUGAUUUUCUCCCGCGGCGAGCCCUGCACGUGGCUGGGUCUGCUCCUGGCGGGCCGCUGCCAGGCAUUUUUGCCGAAUGGGAAGAAUGAGCUUCGCAUGGGAGAGCACUUGCCAGGAGAAAUGCUGGGCCUGGCACGCGUGGCCCUCUGGGAACGAAGCCAUGCACGGGCCUACACCUUGCGGGCCAUAGAGGACGGCUGCAUCGCAGUUCUAAGUUACGAUCAGCUGGAAGGCAUUCGCCGUUCGCGUCCCGCUUUUCACCACAACUUGCUACGGGCCCUGCUGCUACAACUGGCAGAUGCCUGCGGCUGCUUCUUCCGUGGCUGCCCCGUGUCCAACCGGCCCAAGUGGAGCCUCGGAGAAUUUUCCGAGCCCAGGAUCUUGGACUUCCUGCUGAAACUGCGGGAGGAGGGCCGCUUGUUGGCCAAUGCGGACUACAACUGUUUGUUGACAUUGGCAUGCCGCUUGCGCAUCACCCAAUGGCAAGCCCGAAGCAACGUCAUUUCAAAAGGAGAGGCGUUGAGUGGAGCUUUGAUCCUCUUCGAGGGGAAGAUGACGGGCUUCCGGGAUGCGGGUGGAUCGCCUUCAGUAUUCUUCAAUCCUGGAGAUUGCAUUGGGCUGGAGUACCUCUUGGGCGGCGUCCAGGCGAGUGCCUUGGACGUCUUCGCGGCACGCCCGAGCCUGGCGGCGCUGCUGCGCAACGACGACCUGCAGGACAUCCGCCGUGAAAAUCCUGCUAUAGCCACACAGAUCUUGCAAGCUUUGCACGGAAAGUUCUUCAUGGAGCUGGCAGCACCGCAUCCAGAGUCCUUGCUCCUCAUGGCAGAGGCCACGGCGCGGCUGCGCUUCGCCCCGGCGCAGCACCCGGGGGCGCUGGCGCCGCUGCGCUUCGUGGGGCAGCUGCCGCCGGAGGAAGCGAAGCAGGCGCUGCAGCUGGCGGAGAGCACCGCACCGGUGCCGCCGGGGGAACCCAGCGUCAGGGGCAUGGCAUGGAUAGGGAACAUCAUUGACACUAUAUUAGUGGGUUUAUAUGGGAUUAUUAUUGUGUAUAUUUAUGAGAACUAUAUGCAGGUUUAUAUGGGAUUACUGAUGGGCUUUAAUAGAAACAAUGUCAGAUAUGGGUUUACUAUGGUUUACUCGUAA